AUGCUUAUUCGAGAGCCGACGUGGUUCAGCUCAACACCGGACAUGAAGUACCAACGCUACACAAAAGAAGAGCAUGAUGCCUUCCAUGACAACGCCGAAGAUUUCCUGAAGUUGAGUGUCAAACUUCUUGUGCAAUUCGAAUUGAAGGAGUGCUCCGGUUCUCCAAACGAGUGCAGGAUAGAGCCCAUCUAUAUAUCUAUUUACGCGGUGUACGUCAACGUUGUUGCCUGUCAACGGUGA
Molecule: messenger RNA, 240 nt
Organism: Rhinocladiella mackenziei CBS 650.93
Lineage: Eukaryota; Fungi; Ascomycota; Eurotiomycetes; Chaetothyriales; Herpotrichiellaceae
Exons: 1
Coding region: 1-240 (79 amino acids)
Source: RefSeq, a predicted model, not a curated record